Molecule: messenger RNA, 1878 nt
Organism: Cyphellophora attinorum
Lineage: Eukaryota; Fungi; Ascomycota; Eurotiomycetes; Chaetothyriales; Cyphellophoraceae
Product: 2-hydroxyacyl-CoA lyase 1
Exons: 1
Coding region: 1-1878 (625 amino acids)
Biological process (GO): fatty acid alpha-oxidation
Cellular component (GO): peroxisome
Molecular function (GO): catalytic activity; thiamine pyrophosphate binding; magnesium ion binding
Source: RefSeq, a predicted model, not a curated record
AUGCCGAAUCCGAGCGGCGCGUACAUCAUCGCACGGACUCUCUAUGAACUGGGAGUAACGGUACUAUUUGGCCUGGUCGGUGUGCCUGUGGCUGACAUUGCCGAAGAGGCAAUCAGUCUCGGCAUACGAUUCAUUGGCUUCCGCAACGAGCAAGCAUGUAGCUAUGCGGCCACAGCCUAUGGCUACCUCAUCGGCAGGCCGGGGAUAUGCCUUCUCGUCGGUGCGCCAGGCAUACUGCAUGGGAUGGCUGGCAUUGGCAAUGCUUCGGCGAACGCCUGGCCAACGGUAUUUCUUGGAGGAUCUUCUGAGCAGGCGCUCAAUGGGAAAGGGGCGUUCCAGGAGAUGGACGCUGUGUCGCUAUUGACGCCUCACACGAAGAUGGCUAUGCGGCCCGCAAAGAAUGAUCCAUAUACUAUUGUCAGCGCUAUCCAUCGUGCUUACCGGUUUGCUUGGUAUGGACGGCCAGGCCCAACAUUUGUGGACCUUCCCGGGGACUUGAUCAUGAUGCCGACUAGUGAUGGCAAGAGCCAUCUGGAUCUGCCGUCUGCAAAAUCGUUGCGCCCUCCACCGAAAGCAUGUGCAGAUUCAGACCGUGUUGCUGAAGCGGUGGCAUUGCUGAAAGGUGCCAAAGCGCCGCUUGUGGUGAUUGGUAAGGGGGCGGCGUAUGCAAGAGCCGAAGGACACAUCAAUGAACUGGUCACCAAGCAUCAUCUUCCAUUCUUACCGACACCAAUGGGCAAGGGCGUGAUUUCUGAUGACCACCCCUUAAGCGCGACUGCAGCCAGGUCGGCAGCCCUCAAGAAUGCAGAUGUCGUUGUUCUGCUUGGGGCACGACUCAACUGGAUUUUGCACUACGGGGAGCCUCCCAAGUACUCUUCUGGCGUAAAGAUCAUUCAAGUAGACAUCUCACCAGAAGACCUUGGACGUGUCAAUGGUCAUGGCGAACCUGCCGUGAGUCUCUUUGGCGACAUUGGUGCUGUGGUCUCUCAGAUGAACGUUGCUCUCAGUGCAUGGACAGCCUUCCCGAGACCGAACUUCGAUGAUAAGUCUCAUCCUUACUUAGCAGCUUUGUCAGCAUCCGCACAUAAGAACAACGACGCGCAGAGCAGGAAGUCUUUGACGGCCACACAGCCUGGCCAACUGUUGAGCUACGAAAGAGCUUACCAUAUCAUCAACACGGCACUCAACGACCUCACCUCGCCAACGCAGUCAGAGAUUGUAUGGAUGUCGGAAGGUGCGAACACCAUGGACAUUUCACGCACCUCAUUCUCGGUAUCAGAACCUCGUCAGCGUCUCGAUGCAGGUACUUACGCCACCAUGGGUGUUGGUGGAGGCUACGCUCUCGCUGCCUAUGCUGCAUACAACUAUCCUGUGGCGGACUCGAAGCGUAUUGUCUGUUUGUUCGGCGAUUCUGCUUUCGGGUUCUCUGGCAUGGAGAUAGAGACCAUGGCUCGACAUCGCAUGCCGAUUGUAAUUUUCGUGAUGAACAACUCCGGGAUAUAUCAUGGAGACAGUAUCAGUGCAGAAGAGUGGCUCGGGAAGCAGGGUGACAGCGUCAAGGGUGAGACUGUCGUGGAAGGAAGAGGCAAGAAAGGUUUGAGAAGUACGAGUCUGCUGUGGGAGACGAGGUACGAUAUGAUGGCCGAGAUGGUCGGUGGGAAGGGCUAUUUCGUGAAAACGGAGGAAGAACUGGGAAGAGCGACGAGGGAUGCUUGGGAAUGGGGCAAGAGCAACCGGAACGUCGUCCUCAUCAAUGUCGUGAUUGAUUCCGGAAGGGACAAGACGAUCAGCUUUGCAUGGGAGAUGAGCAGACAGAACGAGAAGGUGCUGCCUAAACAAAUGAGUAUCGCGAAGGAAGGGAAGGAUGCAAAAUUGUAG